AUGACAGACGGUAUGGCUGUUCCAGCCUCUUUGCGGCUUCUGGGCCGGGCAGGAGGUUUGGAGAACUCCGACAUUUGCGGCUACUAUGUGCACAGCGGCUGGAAUGAGGGCCAUGCCACCUAUCUCCAAGUUGGGUCUCACACUGCCUUGAUGUUCAGACGGGGUUGCUGGGUCAUCGAUCGGCAGGGUGUCCAGGACUCUGAGAUGGCGGUUGCCUGGGCCAAAGACAAUGGUGCACUGGCCCCGACUGCUUCAACCUUUGGUCCUUGGUUCAUUUGGAGCGAAAGCGCUCAAGACUUCCUGGCUGAUGCCAAUCUGAUAGCCAUCGAUGCGCCGGAUGUGACGUUCAUUAGUCGAAGGUCAGACAUCAGUGGUGAGUAUCAUUUCGCAGGUCUCAGUGACGGGUCUCCUUACUAUGCUAAUGGAGAUAUGUUAAUCCGCUACCACUCAGAGGGUCGCAAAUGGUUGGUGGCUGGCACUGAACACAAGGGCAAUAAUUGCAUUGCCUUUGCUGAAGCUCAAGACACACCUCAUCCGGGCUUCGCAUUUUUGAAAUGGCACGUUUGGAAUGGGGCAACCGGACAGUGGAAUGCAGAUGCAAAUUGUCAUUGCUUGGCUGCACCAAGCGUGAUCCAUGUGCUUGGUAGACAUGCUCAGGCGUGCAAUGCACGGAUUUGUGGCAGCUACCAUUUGGCUGGUCUCAGAGAAGGGCGCCCGUUAUAUUUACUUCCUGGCAAAAAAGCAGUGAUUCGCUACGCCUCGGAAACCGACAGGUGGCUUAUUGACUUUGAGGCUUUAGCCGAGCCGGGGAUUUUAGGACGUAUUCUUCAAUGGGCUUUGAAAAUGGAGACAGGAGAUGCUUUUAGUGCUUUUGCCGAUGCACGUGGAACCUUCCACCCUGGGCAUGUAUUUUUGGAAUGGCAUGUUUGGGAGACAGCACAAAGCCGAGCUGUUUUGGAUCCGUGCGUCCGCGCAACUUCAGCUCCACAGAAGCUUCAAGUCAGUGGGCGUGGUCAUGGGCAAGAGAAUGGGGACAUUUCAGGAGAUUAUUUCUUAGUUGGAUUGCACAAGGGUUGGCCAGCUUAUCAGCAAAGAGGCACUAGUAUGGCAAUCCGCAGGGAGAAGAAACGUUGGGUCAUUGACCGUGAAGGCCUGCGUGAUUCUUUGACGUGUGUAGCAUUUGCACAAGCAACCCCAGGUUUUCAACAUGCAGGUGAUGGUGGAAGCCAGAAAUGGCAUGUCUACGAUAGCCGCGCAGCAUGUCAUGCUUUGGACGUGGCAAUCCAAGUUCGAGCUGAUGGACCUGAAGAGUCAUCUACAAAGAGACAGCGCAUUGAGUGCGUUUCGACAAGCGCUCAUUUGGGUGCCUAA
Durusdinium trenchii is the source of this 1371-nucleotide messenger RNA. The record is from the annotation of a GenBank genome assembly. NCBI's taxonomy places the organism in Eukaryota, Dinophyceae, Suessiales, Symbiodiniaceae.